Danio rerio (zebrafish) is the source of this 4867-nucleotide messenger RNA. Lineage: Eukaryota; Metazoa; Chordata; Actinopteri; Cypriniformes; Danionidae. The record is from RefSeq and is a predicted model, not a curated record.
UAAUUGCACUGAAUUUACAUGAGUAAAAGCAGUUGUGAUCACUUUUUUUAUACCGUUUACUACUCAACGUCCACUAAAUGUCGCUGUUUCUCAGGUUCCAGUUUGACGGCACUUGAGCAGGACUGUGGUCUUUCCUUUCUCCUCGGCGCCAUUUUCAAGCAGUGUUACCGCCACCGGAAGACCAUUCACCGCGGGGAGGGGAGGAAAUCUGCAGCACACACUGAUGAUUAGCUAACCGAAAAAAACAUUUUACACAAUGAAAACGCCGAGAAGUGUUAUCCAAACAACGAACAGCAAGUGAGGUGGACUGUUGUGCUGUCUGCUUAUUGUGCUUAAUGCUUUAUUUUUGUGUGGUGGAGAAGCUGCGUAUGUCAGAGCUGCAGAAUGAAGACUAGAGCACUGAUAACAAAUUGACAGCGCACUUAAACAACUACAAACAUCGGUAGCGGAGCGCGUAUUUGUGUUGAAUGACCAUGACGACCAACGCAGAGCGGAAGUUCAUCAAUCUGCGGAAGCGCUUGGAUCAGCUGGGCUACAGGCAGCCGCUGGCCAUCGAGAGUCUGCCACUGGUGGAGAAACUCUUCAGUGACCUGAUCCACACCACAGAGAGUCUCAGGAAUGCCAAGCUUGCUGCAGGUAAGACAGAAAAGGAGAGCCGCAAUGUGGAUGCUAUUCUGGAGCCAUAUAAAACAGAAAAUGCCCGGCUAGUCAAAGAAAACAACGAGAUGCACCUUGGGCUUUUGAAACUGAGAGAAGAGAAGGAUCGGAUCAGCAGGGAGUUAAAGGCGUACAUCAGGAAACUGGACCAUGAAACAUCCGAUCUGAAAUUCCUUAAUAAUCAGUAUGUGCAGAAAGUUCGGUCCCUUGAGAAGGACAGCAAUGGCAAGACAGAGCGCAUCCUACAGCUGCAGGAGAAGAACAUGCAAGCUGUUGUGCAGACACCAGGAGGAAAGAAGCGAUCGAUCCCAUUUAGACGGCAAAGGAUGCAGACAGAUGAACUCCUCCCAUCCUCUGGUGGCUAUGUCCCUCCAGCUGUUGCUCAGCCAGAUGAUCCCUAUAUCGCUGACCUUCUUCAGGUGGCUGAUGACAGGAUACAGGAGCUUCAAAAAGAAGUGGCACAGCUCAAGCUCGACCUUGAGAGAGCACAGGGAGGAAUCAAACAUCUCAACAAACAGGUGGAAGAGCGAGAUAAAGAAAUUGAACGUCUGAAUCGAGCUCUGGAUGGUGGCCGGCCUCAUGAUGUCAUCUCCUUGGAGGCUCAAAACAUCAGCAAUGAAAAGCUUAUUGCUCACUUGAACCUGCAGAUAGAGUAUCUGCAGGAGACCAACAGAUCCCUGGAGCAGAGAGUCGACAGCCUGCAGCAAAAGAAGAAGACCGUGUCCAGUGAGGUGGCUGACCUGAGCGCUAGAAAUCAGGAGUUGUGUCAGGAGCUUACUCAGAUAGACCAGCUCGCCCAGCAGCUGGAGAAAGACAAGGAGAUGGUGCUGGAGACUGCUGACAUGGAGCUGCAAGAAGCCAAGAAAGCAAUUCAGCGUCAGCAGCGGGAGCUUGAGGGCCAGGAGGAGGUCAUCUCUACAUUAAGACGAGAUAUGGCAGAUGGAGAUCAUGUAAAAGAUCAACUGAGGAAUCAGCUACUUGAUCUUCAAGAUCAAAACAACAAGAUGGAGGGACUGAUUCACUUUCUGGAAGAAGAUAAAAAAAGACUUCAAGACAAAAUAGAAGCAAUGAUGCAGGAAGACAAGGAGAUGGUUUUAGAAUUGGAGAGAAUGCGGGCGAGGCAUGGCAUGUGUGGCAAGGAUCACUCUCCAUCGCGUCUGGAUGCCUUUGUUAAGAGUUUAGAGGAGGAAAGGAAUUAUUACAGAGAAGAGGUGGAGCGAUACCGUCUGGUUAGGGGCAGGACAGACAGAAGCCCCACUCCUGUAGGCCGAGGGAGGAGCCCCAGAGGAAGAGGCAGCUGGCAUGGAAAGAGAGAUGGAGAUGCAGAGCUCUCGCGAGUAGUGAAAGAGAGGGAUGAGCUGCAGUCAGUGCUGCUGGGCUUUGAAAAGCACAUGGAGGACAUCCAGACCAGAGUUAAACUACUGACUGCAGAGAGAGACCAGCUCAGCUCUCAGUGCCAGCAGGCUCAGGAGGAGCUGAGACGUGUCCAAAGAGAGCUUGAGUCUUCUGAACUCCAACGCAGGAUCAGAGACGACAGGGAACAGACUGAAGCUGAACUCCAGAGAGUUACUGCUGAGAGAGAUGCACUCAGAGACAGACUCAAGGUUGCUCACAGCACUGCUCUGACAGACCGAGAACAGGAGGAGUUCAGGUUUCUUGACCUGGAGAACACCAUAGAGAAGUUGGAGAGAGAGAAGGCUGAUCUGCGGGCUCAGGUCACUGUGCUGAAGGAAAGUCGUGUGGUUGUAGAGAAGGAGCUGAAGGCUCAGUCAGCAGUGCUGCUCCAGAAUGUAGAGGAAGCCACACAGCAGAGAGUUGAGAGCAGCGCACUCAGGCUUCUGCAGGAGCAGAUGGAGCAGUCUCUUUCAGAUGUUCAGCACAGAUUAUCUGUGAAGACUAAUGAACUGCAGGCAGCUCACCAACAGAUUGACAAACUAGAAGAGAAAAUUGCUGAUCUUAGUAGACACGGUUCAUCUCAGAAGGAUGAGGUUGUGAUUCUGCAAAACACCAUAGCAUCUCUAGACAGGGAGAAAGACACUCUGCAGGACGCUGUAGACCAGAAGACGGAAAGUGUUGUGCUGCUGCAGCAGGAGGUCCACCGGAAGGAAGAGACUCUGUUGGAAGUCCGACUAACAGUCACAGACCUGGAGAACUCUCUGAAUCAGCUUCAGGCAGUGUUGAGCAGUCGAGAGAGAGAAAUCGCUAGUCUGCGCAGGCAGCUAGACCAAUCACAAGAGGAACUCUUUUCUGUCAGUCGAGACCGAGAAGUCGCACUCCGAGAGAACCGCAGGUUACAGGACGAUCUGGCCACCAUGACCAGAGAAAACCAGGCAGUGCAUGCAGAGAUGCAGGAAGCUCUGAACGAGAGGGAUGAACUAAAGCUCAGAGUUCACUCCUACAUCUCAGAGGUGGCACGGAUAGAAAGCCUAAUGGCUGCCAAGGAACAGGAGAACAGGGAUAUGCUGGAGCGUUUCCGAUCCAUCCACACUGAGUCAGAGGAUAAAGAGCUGAAGCUGCAGCAGUCAGAAGGGCUAAACAACUCUAUCAGACUGGAGCUGCUCUCAUCCGACACGGAGCGCAGGCACCUCCGAGAGAGAGUCUCACUGCAGGACAGAGAGAUACAGGAGCACUUGAACGCUCUGCAAGCAUACGAAGCUCAGGUGUCGUCUUUGGCACGCGCAAUGUCUCGGUUAGAAGAGGAAGUCCAGGCUGCUCGAGCUGAAAAAGCCUCAGUGUUGGCAGAUCUGGCCUCUGUCAGAGAACUGUGUGUUAAACUGGACUCCAGCAAAGAGCUCACGGUUCGCCAGCUGACAUCCAAGAGCAUGGAGCUAGAGAGAGUGACGGGUGAACUGGAGGAUGUGCGCUCUGAAAUGGAGCUCCUGAAGAAACAGCUGGGGAGUGAGCGGCUUACGGUGCGCAAUCUGGAGACGCUGCUGUCCACCAAUCGACAGAAGGAGUUUCAGACGCACAUCAGUGCCAGCGAGAAAGAGUCUGAACUCAAAGUGCUGAAGGACCGCCUCGCCCUCGCUGACAGCAAAACGGCUGGUCAUGCUAGAGAGGUUUCCCAGCUGCGGGGUAAAGUAUCUCAGCUUCAGACAGAAAUGGAUGUCCUCAAGAGACAGUUAACUACUGAACGCUUUGAAAGGGAGAGAGCUGUGCAGGAAAUGCGCAGACAGGGUUUAUCCUUCUCUUCACUGCGAAGCUCUUCUCCUCUCAGCACGUCUCUCAGUCCUCGGCCUGCUUCUCCUGAACGCUCCAUUCUGCGCACACCAGAGCGAAGCACAGACAAGACACAAGACAAGUGAGCACUGCCUGAAAAACUGCAUGAUUUUCAUAACCAAAGUUUACAAAGAACUCUAAUUCAGCUUUCAUUUUCCAGAAGUGUGAGCUUUAAAGAGUAGCUUUGAAGGAUACGGUUGAGCUCAGCAAGGAUUCGUGUGAAGGAAUUUGUUUGAAGUAAGUCUGUGUUGGGCCAGAAUUGACUCUGAAAUCUGAUUUCCUGUGGCUACUGAAAGGGAAAUACUUGUUUAUUAUUUUAAGGUUGAAUGUAAAAUUAUGCAGCCAAAGCCAAUACUGUGUCGUGCCGUUUGUUAAAUUAUACACAUUUAUAAGAACUUGAAUAGGAUACAUUGUAUUGGCAUUAUUGUUCUUCACAAUUCUGGACUUGUGAAAGGUAAACGAGGCAGCUUUACUUCGUGUCAUCUUCUAUUCUUUCGUUUCAGACCUCUUAUAAUAAGUGAGUAAUCAAAGCUGCUGUGAAAUGGCCAUGUUACUUAUGGCUGUGUUUGUCACACUACAAAACCAACCUGUGUUUAAUAGGUUUACAUAAAUAUAAUAGAUUUUAUAUUGACUAAUUAACUUAUGAAUAAACAUGCAUUGUUUUUAAUAUAUCUCUCUUUGUGUGUUCACCCAUGGUUCUUUGUAAUGUUUAAUCUCUUUUUUCUACCUUUAGAUAUCAGAGAAAUCCCGUUCAGUCUGAUACUGUACUAUUUUAAAGAAAAACUCAUUUCAAUUGUAUAUAUAAAUUGUUAUCUGUGGGGUCUUAAAAAGUCUUAAGUCUUAAAUCUACUGAAAUGUUGUGUUGUAUGUCUUAAAUCUUUUUUGAACAGGUGUUGAUUUUCCUUUGUUCAUGUAUAGCUACAAAAUUUGGCCAUUAACACGGAUAAAAUCACCAACAAUACCAAUCUCAAUAAAACUUUUUAUUUAAAAA